AUUUAGUUUUUUUACUUAAACACGGCGCUUGGAAAAUAAAUGGUUAUGGAUUCCGCUUGCGAGCAAACGCGCGUGUUUCCGUGAGGUGUUUCGCGACGAUGUCGUCGCUGGCAGCCGUUUAAAAGCGCUCGGGAGAGUGGGUGGAAUGCGGUUCUUCUUUCUCACAACAAGAGGAAACAUCACGAAUUAUUAACCGGAGGCUUUGCACGACGACGAUUCUGAGAUUAUUUCCUCCGAAGAUGAACACGAAAGACGUGUAGCUGUAGAGUCAAAACUUGACUUUUUGACUUUUCUCCCACAGUGAAGCGAUCAUGGCGACGUCUGCCGGAGACAGCAGCGUUCUCGAGGAGGAGCUGACGUGUCCGGUGUGUCUGGAUCUUUACCGUGACCCGCACCUGCUGCCCUGCGGCCAUAACUUCUGCCUGCCAUGUCUGCGCCGACUGAAGAGCCGAGCGGACCACGGCCGCCUGCGGUGCCCCGAGUGCAGACAGACGCACCGCAGCUCCGCCAGCUGGCAGAAGAACUUCAAACUGGCCAACAUCGCCGACGGUUUCCGCCGCCGCGGCCAAGCCGAGCGCUCGGCACAGAGCGAGGCGUCUCGCAGGCCCGCCCGGGUCCGCUGCGACUACUGCCCCGAGGCCCCCGGCGAGGACGGGAAGGGUCCGGAGGCGGUGAAGACCUGCCUGAAGUGCGAGGUGUCCAUGUGUCCGAAGCACGUCCAGCCUCACCUGGAGCUGCCGGCGUUCAGAGAGCAUCCGCUGGUGGAGCCGCUCGGAGACAUGAGGAAGAGGAAGUGUUUGGAUCACGACGAGAUGUUUCGCUACUUCUGCCUGGACGAGCGCCUGUUCCUCUGUAACGCCUGCACCAUCGAAGGAACGCACUGCGGACACUCCAUCAAAACACUGAAGAACGCCAUGAAGGAUUACAAGACCUGUCUUGACGUUCAGCUACAGAAGACGAACAGAAAGAUCCUUAAAGCAGAAAAAAAUCGAGUGGACCAGAAGGAGAUUGAGCGGCACAGCAAGGCGUACCGGGACGACACCGACCAACACCUGGAGGCUUUCCGGGAGACGUCUAUCGCACAUCUCGAUGCCUUCCUGUCCUCGUUGCGUGAAAGCCUCAGCGCUUACGACGGCGAGCAGUGUUUGGGAAUCCAGCAGAACCUGAGUCGCAUCGCACAAGAUCAAACCCGUCUCCAGGAGGUUCGCUCGGGCUUCGAGAGGCUCCUGCAGGAGAGCGACGCUUUCCAGUUCAUCAAGGAUUACAAUUCAUCUAUAAAAAGGUUCCGGCGACUGCUGAGAAAGCCUCUGUUUUUCCCCGACGAGCCCACAGUCGACACAGAGCCGUUGUACGAAACCAUGGAAGGAAAGAUGGGAGAGUUCAUCGCUGAACUGCGGCAACACGCCAACACUCUCAUCAGCACCAUCUGUGAAUUCGAGGGAGGAGAUGCUGAGGAGGAGGUGGAUGACGACGACAAUGAGGAAGAGGACGACGACGACGAUGAAGAAAGCUUUGAUGAAGAUGACCAUGAGGACGAGGUGGGUGAGGAGGAGAUGAGGAGCGAGGAAGAGGAGGAGCAGAACCUCACCGACUCGGGAGAUGAAGAGUAUACGCCGGAGGAGGAGGAUGAGGAGGACUAGCAGAAGAGACGGGUUCAUGACGCAGCGCUUGUUUUGCCAUUAUUUAAACCGAUAAUGAGUUGUUGUUUUUUUUCUAUGCCAUGAAAUAUAGACAGUGCUGAACCUGACAAGUUGUGGGUGAAAAGUAUUAACAUCUCAGGAAAUAAUAUAUUUAUAUCAGUAUUUAUUAGUUUAAGGGUAAAAAAUUCCAGUCAGUUGUGUUUAAAAGUUCAGGCUACAUGAAGACUGUUUGGGAUCGGCUCCGUAUGCACUUUCUUUCCAGGUUGGUUCUGGUAUAUUUUGCUUUUUCUAUAAAGAUGGUGGGACAAAAAAAGUAUAGCUUUUUGUAAUUGUGUUAACAAAAUGUUUAAUAAAGUAUAGAUUUGUACAUUCAAA
Puntigrus tetrazona (Sumatra barb) is the source of this 2015-nucleotide messenger RNA. RefSeq lists its product as uncharacterized. Gene Ontology annotation, molecular function: zinc ion binding. The transcript has 8 exons. NCBI's taxonomy places the organism in Eukaryota, Metazoa, Chordata, Actinopteri, Cypriniformes, Cyprinidae. Bases 312 to 1640 code for a protein of 442 amino acids. The record is from RefSeq and is a predicted model, not a curated record.